UACCCAAAUACAAACAUAAUACUAUACAUAUACGAUACAUAACACAAAUAUUACGUUUAUAAACAAAAAGUCUACGUCUCAGGAGUCACCUGAGCUAUCGCGAGAGUUUCCGUGAAGUGCUCGACGAACCGUCUGCGUCAUGUUAGCUCGCCAGUAGCUAGCUAGCUAGCUAGCUAGCAAAACAAACAGAACAGCUGACUCGAUGCCCCGUCGGCGUCUCACAGGUGUGUUGAGGUUUGACUUGUGUUUGGUUGUGGUGACGUCGGCUGCCGACGUCACAACAACCGCCGCACGUCAGACUGAGCUGAAACCUUGAGGAUGAGGAAGAGGAGGAGGAGGAGGAGGGUGCAGUCCGUCCUCUGACCUCUGACCUCCGUCUCUAUGGAAGAUGUGGUUCUGCACCAUCAGUCUGGAUCGGCAGACGGACUCCGCUCUCUGUUGGAGAGGACAGAGAAGCUUCUGGAGACUUUCCCCUGUAGGCCUCCUCCGGUCUUCAUGCCCUGGUUCCCAAGUGCCGCCGCAGGCCCCCGGCGGCAAAUCAGACCCGCCAAGCCAGCUCCUGUCAUCACCUCUGCAGGUGAAUCCGUCAUCACCGAAGACGGUCCACACACUCGCAAAUCAGGGAACCAACGACACAAACCGAAAGCUGGCAGCCUCGCUGCCAAAAGACGCCUUGAUCGUUUGCUUUCAGAAAGUCCACCUGAAAAAACUCAGAGGAGCGAAGAGGCCGUCUGCGUCUCAGAAACCCCCAAGCUUCUCCUCCCGCCGCCACUCCGUCACAGAGCAGAGGGAGCGAUCUCGCCACAGAAACACAAAGACGGCGCCUUCAGGGCCUCGCCGCUCGAACGCUCCUGGAGUGCCGCGAUGCCGAGAGGAGUCCCGCCUCAGAAGUCCCUGUCCCAACUGUUCGAUCGCGUGGUGUCCGCCCACAGGCUGCACCUCCGCCAGCGGGCCAAGUGGGUGAUCAGAGAGCACAACUGUGGGGCGGCGCAGGACAUCGAGCAGGUGUGGCGGACUCUGAGCCGGUCUGUGCGCCGAGCCGGGAUGCCCACGUGCAACGCCAACAUCCAGCGGGACCGGGCGGAGAUCUGGGUGUUCUGCGACGUGCUCUACUCCGAGCAGGUGGGACGUCUCUUGAAGGCCGAGCUGCAGCUGACGGGGACGAUCGUCCUGUCGGUCCACCGGCAAGGAAACGUCUUCAGCAUGUAGACGAGGUGAAGCGGCGGCGACACUCAGGUCUUUAUCCACGUGACGCGUUUGACAGGAUUUGAAAUACUGCGGCUGUGGAGAAGAGGGAACAUUUGGAACAUAAUUAACGACGAAUAUGUUCACAUUGAGGACGUCAACGUGAAGCGGGAUCCGUGGUAACCAUGGCAACUGUAGGUGUUUUCAAGUCUGAUGAGCUGGUUCACUAAGUGAAGUUGAGUUUCGCUCAAUAACAAAUGUAAUAAAAUCCCUCUCGGCUCAGAGAUUCCGAGUUCCGAGGUGUAAUGGAACGCAGCGUGACAACCCGGAGUGAAGUGAGACAGUUGAUAAAACCACAGUUCAGGUUAUGAGAACAGAACCUGGAUUUGUUGAACCUGCUUCAGGGUCCAGGCCCCAGGAUCAGGUGUUUCCAGCCCACAGAGUCCUGGUUUCUGUAUGGGGCUGGAAUAUUAUAUCCAGGUUUCAGCUCUCAGUCACGCUGACGCAUCCAUACAGGAGACUGACGGAUUGUUACACUCUGAACAAGAGGAAGUAAAGUCGUCCUCUGGAUUCAAGCAACCUCCUGAUCACAACCAUGUGAACAACAUCUCCUCUGAAUGAUGCACAGACGUGAUGCAGAACUCCUUCAAUAUUUUAUUUCAUAAAGAUUAACUUGAUAAAUAAAUGAACUGAAUAGAAAUUAAAACCACAAACAAAGAUGUUGAGUAUUUUAUUGUGAGAUGAAAUCCAGUCUUUGUUGGUUGUUGUCAUCACCCUCUGAUGUCAAUAAAGGUUUGAUGUUUUA
Scophthalmus maximus (turbot) is the source of this 1990-nucleotide messenger RNA. RefSeq lists its product as uncharacterized. The coding region runs from base 382 to 1209 and encodes 275 amino acids. The transcript is spliced from 3 exons. Lineage: Eukaryota; Metazoa; Chordata; Actinopteri; Pleuronectiformes; Scophthalmidae. Gene Ontology annotation, biological process: negative regulation of double-strand break repair via homologous recombination; positive regulation of isotype switching; positive regulation of double-strand break repair via nonhomologous end joining. The record is from RefSeq and is a predicted model, not a curated record.